This is a messenger RNA of Nerophis lumbriciformis (worm pipefish), 10676 nucleotides long. RefSeq names its product WNK lysine deficient protein kinase 2 (gene wnk2). The record is from RefSeq and is a predicted model, not a curated record. NCBI's taxonomy places the organism in Eukaryota, Metazoa, Chordata, Actinopteri, Syngnathiformes, Syngnathidae. Gene Ontology annotation, molecular function: ATP binding; protein serine/threonine kinase activity. Gene Ontology annotation, biological process: protein phosphorylation.
CACCUGAUCGGCUUCUCUCCUCUCCUCCUCCCGCACUGCUCUCCAGAAUGUCGCCGCGGGAAGAGAAGUGCACGCAGGAGGGAAGACUGAGCACCCGGAUGCCGGCUCUUUGUUUAUGUGUUGGUAAUUAUAUCUGCGCACUUGCUGGUUCCCGUGACGCGCGUGUGCACGUAGGAUUCUAGUGCCAACCUUUUUUUUUUUUUACACGACAUGCUUUUUCACCGCAGCCCGCUUGAAUGUAGCAUUGCGUGCAGGCUAAGGUGAACUUUUUGGAGGAGAUGCUGCGGACCCUCAACACCCCCCAGGCCGAACAUUGGGUGCUGCCGGAUUGCGUCACUGCGUGCGAAACGCUGCAGGUAGGCGAGCCCACUCCCCACGGCGGGAGUGCUCCUCAUCCCCCGCACACGAUGUCGCCUCCCGGGGUGAGCGACUAACACGAGCGCCGGGGAUGGAUGCAGCGGAGGACCCGAGCAAAGAUCUGCCACUCCUUGGAUCGUCAUUUUGCUCAGUCCCCGACUUGGACUCGGACAUCAACGCCAAUGCCUUCAGGGCCGUCUACGAGAACGGAGCGGACGACAAUGUCCUGCGGGGGGCCAGCGACCCCAGCGCCUACCCCUCCGCGGACUACCGCGGGCUGCUCCGCCAGAGGUUCAUUCGGCGGAGCCUGUGGGUGUCGGACUUCGACGAGCACGCGGUGGACGCGGCGGAGUGCGCGCACAGCACCCCGAUGCUCAACAUCGACCUGCGCGCCAUCGUCGGCCGGACUCGAACCCGCGCUCUGCAUGCGAGCCGCCGCCAGGAGAACGCAGCGACCAAGCCGGAGGCGGACGUCAGCGCGGGAUCCGGCCAGGAGGAGGAGAAAGGUGACACCUGCCGAAGCCAGGUCAAGGAAGAGGGCGUGUCCUGUGACGUCACGGGCAAAGCAGGAAGUGAUGAGAACGAAGAGGAGCCCGGGAUGAAAGCCGUGUCCACCUCGCCCGGGGGCCGCUUCCUCAAGUUUGACAUUGAGCUGGGGAGAGGCUCCUUCAAGACCGUCUACAAAGGUCUGGACACCGACACUUGGGUGGAAGUGGCGUGGUGCGAACUCCAGGAGCGUAAACUGUCCAAAGUGGAGAGACAGCGCUUCAAGGAGGAGGCCGAGAUGUUGAAAGGUCUUCAGCAUCCCAACAUUGUUAGGUUUUAUGACUUCUGGGAGUCACCCCUAAAAGGCAAGAAGUGCAUUGUUCUGGUGACAGAGUUGAUGACCUCAGGGACGCUUAAAACCUAUUUGAAGCGCUUCAAGGUGAUGAAGCCUAAGGUUCUUAGGAGCUGGUGCAGACAGAUCCUGAAGGGCCUCCACUUCCUCCACACCAGGACGCCGCCGAUAAUCCACCGAGACCUCAAGUGUGACAACAUCUUCAUCACGGGGCCGACAGGCUCUGUCAAAAUAGGAGACUUGGGCUUGGCAACGCUGAAGAGGGCUUCCUUUGCUAAAAGUGUUAUCGGUACACCAGAGUUCAUGGCACCAGAGAUGUACGAGGAGCACUAUGACGAGUCCGUGGAUGUCUACGCUUUCGGCAUGUGCAUGCUGGAGAUGGCCACGUCAGAAUAUCCCUACUCUGAGUGCCAGAACGCCGCCCAAAUCUACCGCAAAGUCACCAGUGGCGUGAAACCUGCCAGCUACGGCAAAGUAAGCGACCCGGAAAUUAAGGAGAUUAUCGGCGAGUGCAUCUGUCACAGAUGGGAGGAAAGGUACUCCAUCAAGGACCUCCUGAACCACGCCUUCUUUGCAGAGGACACAGGUGUGAGGGUGGAGCUCAACGAAGAAGAUGAUGGCAAGAAGUCCUCCAUCGCUUUAAAGCUGUGGGUGGAGGAUCCUAAAAAGCUGAAAGGGAAGUACAAGGACACGGGCGCCAUUGAGUUCACGUUCAACCUGGUGAACGAGGUGCCAGAAGUUGUGGCACAGGAGAUGGUGGAGUCCGGCUUCUUCCUAGAUUGCGACGUCAAGAUUGUUGGCAAGUCGAUCCGGGACCGCGUGGCUCUGAUCAAAUGGAGGCGGGAGCGCACCGCCUCAUCGGGAAAUGGCGAGGCGUCGGCGAAGAAGACGCAGCAGAACCUCCUUCAGGUGCCCGGUACUUCUCAACCGCAGGGGACCGCGUUAGCCACCACUGACUAUGAAGACCAGGAGGCGGAGCAGCAGCCUUUGAUUUGCACUGUCCCAGUCACCUUGUCCACCACAUCGGACAGCGGGGCGAGCUCCACCGUGCAGUCGGACGAUCUCAGCAAACAGCAAAAUGGCUGCUACCAGUCCUUGCCUGAGCUGGCAUGCCCAGCGGCACAGGCAGUCUACAGUCCUCCUGAGACUUCAGCGCAGCAAGGAUCCUACCAGCAAACCCUAGCACAGGCCUCGCGUGAGCAGUACACGCAGGACGCCACGCAUCAGCAAACCACAGGUCAGCUGCAUCCUGCGGCUUAUCAACAACCUGCUGCACAACCGCACCUGGGGUCGGACGAGUCUCAAACAACGGUUUCUGCUCCGUCCACGCCGGCCCCUGCUGCACACCAGAGUAGACCGACAGCACAAAGCUUCCCAACUGCAACGCCCAUUGUACAGACGCAGCUCACUGCCCAUCUCAGCCAGGACCAGCGAUUACCUGCUGACCAGCCUGCAGCUCACCUGAGUCCUCCUGACUUAUCUGCUGGGUUACCACAAUGUGGCACCAGUGCACCUCCUCCUGUACUGCCCCUGCACAUCAGCACACAGUUUCCCUCAUCAUAUUGUGUUCAAGCAGGGGGCAUCAGGCCCCCUCCUUUCUCCCUGGCUCCUUUAGGUAGCCCUUACUACUCCCAUUCACCUCAUCACCACGCCAUCAUCCUGACUCCUCAUUCUGCCUCCAUUAGCACACUUCAGACCCACCGGUCCACACCUCCACCAGUUCUCCCCGUCCCACGUCCUGCCAUGACCAUGUCCUUUGUAGUGCCCCAGCAGCACAGUGGCACAGCUGCAAACACUCACAGCUUCCAUUCCACACAUGCCUUACCUCUUUCCCAGGUACAAACCAUCCCAUACUCUGUCCCCCACUCUGACCAACAACUGGCUGAACAGCCUGUCCAGGUGCAGACUGCAGCUCUACAGGGGAAUUUAGGAGACAAUCAACUUUUGGCCCCACUUCCACCUGUCCUUCCUACUCUUCAGAUGCCUCCCUGGGGAACUGGAGCAGAUGUAGAAACUCCUGCCGCCGGCACAGACUUAAGUGUAGCCCCUCCAUUUCACGCCUCGGCAGCGCUUUCAGCUCCAGAGGAGGUGGAAACUCAAACUCCAGCGUUAAUCCAGACAAAAAGUCAAGCGUCAGGAGGCCAAGUGUUGACUCAAUCAGCAACUUCCAUAGCAGUCGACGCAGCGAUUUCCGCAUCACCAAAAGUCUUGUCUACUAUCACAGUUCAUGAUUCUUUUACUCGAGGACAAACCCAACUCUCUGGACCGGGUUCGGUCAUGUUGCCAGCUCAGCAUGCUGCUCCUGUUUCUGUUCCGACUCCGGCGCCAGCAGUCUCAAUGACGUCUGAAUGUGUGAACCAGCCGGCAACUUGGCAAAAUAAGGACGCGUCAUCAUUUUCUUGCAUUUUACAGCAAGAUCCCUGCACAGAGGAAGUGUUUCUGGACAAACCAGUAUCAUUGCCGAGCUAUGCCUAUGACAGCCCCUUUUCUGAUGUGGCAUCCGGCAAGGAAGCAAGUGACAGCUAUGACAGCUUGGCCAGCGGAGGCAAAGGGGAAGGAAAACAUCGGAAGCACCAUCGGAAGUCAGCCCGCACACGCUCUCGGCAGGAAAAGACCAGCAAACCCAAACUGAGCAUGCUUAAUGUGUGCAAAACAGGUGACAAGAUGGUCGAAUGUCAGCUGGAGACUCAUAAUCACAAAAUGGUGACGUUUAAAUUUGAUCUGGACGGAGAUGCUCCUGAGGAAAUUGCCACGUACAUGGUAGAGAACGGCUUCAUCCUUCCGUUAGAGAAAGAAAUCUUCAUUGACCAGCUGAAGGACAUCGUGGAUAAAGCAGAAGACGUGUUAAAUGACGACACAGAGGGCGAGAAAGUGUCCACUUUAAGUUGUAGUCCCCAAACAGGCAAGAAUUCUGAUGGACACGUGGGAGAGACGACACAGUCCGGAGCAUCCCAGCCUGUUUACCAGCAGAAUGUUCUUCACACAGGAAAAAGAUGGUUCAUAAUCUGCCCUGUGGAGGAGACCCCCCUAUCCAGUCAGGAAACCCCGUCUGAUGGCACAGCUUCGCAGUCCCCCGGGAGUUCCGCCAACACACAGCCUGCUGGAACUGCUCGGCCUUCUACAUCACGAGCUGAAGAGGGCUCCUCCUCCACAAUGUCUGGUGGGAGUGGAGGUCUCAUCCAUGAUGUGUACGGAUUCUGUAGUCCCCCGAUUAUGUCCAACACGGACCCUCUCUUCUUGGCCACGCUGUCUCCUCCUGUGUCUGCUCCCCCAGCGCUUCAGUCGGUGCCAUCAAUGGAAGCCAUCGUCAGUGUGUAUCAAGCCCAGCCACCCAGAGCUCAGACUUUGCCUCCAUCUUCUCCACAAAGCUCUUUUCGAAUGGACGACCCGCCCGGAUCCCCCGUGGGCGCCGCCUCCCCCGUCCUCUCGGCUUUGCACGCGGCAGACAUUGCCUGUCCUGUUUCCCUGGCGGACGAAGUGCCCUGCUGUCCUCUGGUCAUGCCCCUGUCUCUGGAUGUGAACAUCUCGCCGAGCGGGUCUCCCCUCACUCCUCUCCCGCCGCAAGAGCCCGGCUCUGCCAAAGAGUCGCUGUCUCUCUCGUACGCGGCAACAGCGCGCAGCGAGCGCCCGCAGCAGCCAGUGGUACUCCACCAGCCAUUUUCCAGCGUGGGAGGGGCCAAGGUGUCCUCGCUGCCCCAGAGCCCGGCGCCAACGCAGCAUAGCGGAGGACCCGGCGAGUCGGACGGUGAGGGACGUCCGGCCCGCGGAGGCUUUGUGGACAGCACUAUAAAAACUCUGGACGAAAAACUUAGGAACUUGCUGUACCAGGAAUACGCUCCCAUGUAUCCAUCAGGUAGUGCUGCUGAGACGCCAGGUUCUUGUACCGAGUACAUCCAGUCUCCUCCUGGUCCUGACAGCGCUACUGGGGGGUCAGGAAACAGCACGCCAGGUCCUUUGGAGGAGGGUCGCUUUAGAGCAGGAGAACAACUGCCACAAAUUCCAGAGAGAAUGGAUAGCUUGAGCACUCUAAGUGACUCUGCUGUGUGUGCUUCGCAUUCAAAAAGACACGUCCCUCAUUCUGUCUCCUGUUCUGGGGCAAGAGGCCGGUUUAAGAUCAUCUCGGCUCCUCCUGACGUGGCCAACAAGCGAGACGUGAAGCAGAGGAGCUGGAGCAGCGUCGCCUCACCAGUGCACCCUGCAGGUUUCAAUGGUCCCACCGAGGCCAUGACUCCCUCCACCACCAUCGGGCGUUUCUCUGUGGUCAGCACCGAGGACGACUUCACGCAGAGAACGCGCUGCAGCCGUUACUCCGCCCCUCCUGACUUCUACCUGGACACGCCUCCCUCUGUGGCGAAUCAGAACACCUUGCCUCACCCCGUCGCCUCAGCGUCCGUGCCCGUGGACAUCACAGUUCACGCUCGCUCCCUCUCCUCCGACUCGGGGGCGGAGAGUAGCCCGGCUAAGGCGGCCCCGGCCACCCCGAGUCAACGCGCUCGCUCCGAGCGAAGAGGAAGCGACCUGAUGAAGAGGGCGGUGGCCUUCCUCAGACGUUCGGGGCGCAGCAGCAGCGUGCAGAGUUCCGAUUCUCCAAGCAGGCGUGGAGGCUUGCCCGGUUCUGCCUACGCCAGCAGCGAUAAUGACUCCGAGAUGGAGGACUCCGACAUGAAGAGAGAACUUCAGAGACUGAGGGAGAAACAUCUAAGAGAGAUCUCGGAGCUUCAGGCCCACCAGCGAGGAGAGGUGGAGCUGCUGUAUUGCCGGCUGGGGAAAGCCCCUCCCGCAGGGCUGACGUACUCGCACGUAGCGCCGCCUGUGGGACGCAGAAAAAGGUCUGGCAAGCACAGGCUAAAACCCGGCAAACUGCUCAGCCCUCUGGUGCAGCAGUUCCGACACGUCACCAAUAAAAGCGCCGACUGCGGCAGAACCGCCGCUCCAGGAAGCGGUGACACGGCUGUGAGCUUAAACGGAUCUCCAGCCAGGGGGUCCAUCGCCACUCAGGGUGGGGCCCGCUCUUGCACCGGUCACUUACCCAGCUCAGCCUCGGAACCCGUGCAGACUCAGCAGCCCUGCUCCCUCAAGGGCUCCUUGUCGACGGAUAACAUUUACGCGGGACUGUAUGGAGAUGGCACCAGUGCACAAGCGCCGCUAGGACAAGGCUGGUCUAAUCACCCUCAACCGUCUGAGAGAGUGACCUAUAAAUCCAGUAGCAAGCCCCGAGCUAGAUUUCUCAGUGGGCCUGUGCCUUUAUCUAUCUGGACGACGUUGAAGCGACUGUGUCUUGGCAAAGAGCGCGGCAACAGAUUCGGCGCCAAUUCAGGGGCUGUUAAUCCGUUGCAGCAGCCGCCCACCGGGGCCACCCCGCCUCCUCAUCCGCCAGUGAUGGGACUGGCGCAGGCUCAGGCCAAUAACAGCAACAACAAGACAGGAAGCUACGCCGGCUCAUCAAUGAGUGCCGCCGACAUAAACCUGCCUGAAGAUCUGCAAAGACUGAUGGAGCACUGGGCCCAGGAGGUUCUCAUUGUCUCCCACAGGCCGCGCACUAACUCCCUGCACAUUGGUGGGCAGCAGCUUCUGGAUCAGAUGCUUCCCACAACUCGUGAAGAACUUCCUAGUACUUCAGAGGUGUUGUCAUGGAUGAUCCCAGGUGUGGAAAGCAGCCACCUUCCACUGGCAUGGCCUGAAAACCUCGCCAUGAUCAACACAGGCCCAGGCAGCAUUUGUCAGCUCCUCUCGCCCGCUCAUCUCCGCCUGGGUCAAUCACCCCGAGCGCCCCUCGCCCUUCCUUCUGGAAUCUCUGCCUUUCCUGGUACACCCCCAGCCCCGGAUGCUCCCCCAGAGGCGGACCCCAAAGCAAGAACUCUCUAAUCCGACGUAGCAGCGUCUUCCAAGUCGUACCAAAAAACACAAGAUGUAGUCCAUGUGCAAAUACUGUACAUAGUGUAUUUAAGCAUACCUCAUGUUCAUGUGCAGUGCAAUUAUCUAAAUGCUGAUUCGGGUCAUUGCUGGAGUGACUUGACUUCAUUUGUGUUGCUCUUGUAUAUAAGAAGUCAUCUGUACAUAAGUUGUGUGUUUGUACAGUAGAUGCUGCUGCAGCUUGGUGUCUUAGUGCAACACCUGAGCAGUCAGCAUCAUGGCGACACUGUGAACGACCUGUGCUCCGCAGGACACUGCUAGCGGUUCUUAUUAUAUACACUAUAUCAUAUUUAGAUAAAUAUAUAUUUUUAUUUUUAUUAGUUUUUUUUUCCAUUGAUAAUGAAAUGCUUCCAGCACAGGAAUAUUCUUCAGAGAUUUGAAUGGACUUUAUUUUCAGGUGAAAACCACCUGUGAGUGUGCCUUGCAUUGCAGUUUCUGGAGGUUCAAAGGAAGUUAUUAACAAUGUAAAUAUCCUUCAUUUAUGCAUACUCAGCACUUCAAUAGAUUACAAACGGACUGUUCAGGUUGUUUUAGAAGAUAGUUCGCCCUCAUCCGAAAGGUUUCACCAGUUAAUGCUCAUGCCUAGAUAGGAUAGCUCCAGCCUGGGAAUUUGUCAUCUAUUCUCAUGACGAGAUAGGACAGCAUGAACUGAUCAAGCCUAAUAAUAACUACAAUAAAAUCAGUUCAUGCGGGCGACUAGAUAGGACAGGUCUAGUCUAAGGGGUUAGCCUAUCUUGUCGUGAGCAUGAAUCGAUUUUGUUUUUAGGCUGCAUUUGUUCACGCUGUCCGAUCUAAUCAUUAACAUGAAUUGACGGAGCCUAACAGACUAAAAAUAAAUAAGCUCAUGCUCCUGACUAGAUAGGACAGCACUAGCCCGAGAGUUUGACCUAUAUAAUCUUAAGCAUGAACGGACAUAGCCGAAAGUUGUUGUCCUAUCCAGUCAUCAGCAUCAACUGAUUAUGGUUAAAAAUAUAUUUAUGCUCAAGACUAGAUUGGACAGCUUUAGUCCGAGCAGUUGUCAUUUAUUCUCAUGACUGGAUAGGACACCCUGAACGAAGUGAGUCUAAAAAUAAAUGCAAUCAAAUCAAUAUAUGCUCAUGACUAGAUAACACAGCUUUAGGCUGAGGGGUUGUCAUUUAUUCUCAUGACAAGAUAGGAUAGCUCUCGUCUGAGGGGUUGUCAUUUAUUCUUCUGACAAGAUAGGAUAGCUCUCGUCUGAGGGGUUGUCAUUUAUUCUUAUGACUAAUUAAGACAGCAUGAACGAAGUGAGCAUAAAAAUAAAUAUAUGAAAUCAAUGUUUGCUCAUGGCUAGAUAAGACAGCUCUAGUCUGAGGGGUUUCCAUUUAUUCUUAGGAGCCUAAAAAGAAAUACAAAUGUACUCAAUAUUUGCUCAUGACUAGAUAGGACAGUUCUAGCAUGAGAGGCUGUCAUUUAUUAUCAUGACUAGAUAGGACAGUGGUAGUCUAAGGAAUUGUUAUUUAUUAUCAUGUUGGUCUAAGAGGUUGUCAUUUAUGGUCAUGACUAGAUAGGACAGCAUAAACAGAGGAAGUUUAAAAAUGAAUAAAGCAAAUCAAUAUGUGCUCAUGACUAGAUAGGACAACUCCAUGCUGAGAGAGACUCCAUGACUAGAUAGGACAGUGUUAGUUUGAGCGGUUCUCUAUUCUCAUGAUUAGAUAUGACAGGGAUGGUCUGAGGUGUUGUCAUUUAUUCUCAUGACUAAAUAGGACAGCGUUACCUCAGGAAACCUAAAGAUAAUUCAAUCAAUACAGUAUGUGCUCAUGACCCGACAGGAAAGCUCUAGCCUGACAGGUUAUCGUUUAUUCUCAUGACUAGAUAGGACAGCUCUAGUUUGAGGGGUUGUCAUUUAUUAUCAUGACUGGAUAGGACACCAUUAACAGAGUAAGCCUAGAAAUAAAUAAAAAGUAUUAUGUGGACAUGAAAAGAUAGGACAGCUGUAGCCUGAGAAGUUGUCACCUAUUCUCAUGACUAGAUAGGACAGUAAUAAUCUGAGGUGUUGUCAUUUAUUGUCAUGACUAAAUAGGACAGCACUACUUCAGGAAGCCUAAAGCUAAAUACAAUUCAAUCAAUACAGUAUGUGCUCAUGACCAGAUAGGAGAGCUCUAGCCUGACAGGUUAUCGUUUAUUCUCAUGACUAGAUAGGACAACUCUAGUUUUAGGGGUUGUCCUGACUAGAUAGGAAAAGCACGAACAGAGUAAGCCUAAAAAUAAUAAAAUAUGUGCUCGUGAAAAGAUAGGACAGCUAUAGCCUGAGAAGUUGUCAUCUAUUCCCAUGACUAGAUAGGACAGUGAUAGUCAGACGUGUUGUCAUUUAUUCACAUGACGAGAUAGGACAGCAUGAACAGAGUAAGCCUAAAAAUAAAUUGAAUUCAAUCAAUUAGUACUCCUGACAAAAUAGGACAACCCUAGCCUGAGAGGUUGUCUUCUCAAUACUGGAAGGACAGCUGUAGUCUGUCCUAUCUAGUCCUGAGCAUGAACUGAUUUUAUUUUUAAGCUGGUAGGCUUUUUAUGUUCAUGCUGUUCUACCUAGUCACAAGCAUGAACUGAUGGAUUUUUUUCGGAAUCGUCAGUUCAGGCUCAAAACUAGAUAGGACAGCCUUAGUCUGAGAGCUGGUCCUGAUGAAGUCUGCAUGGAUGAAAGGUGAACAAUCCACUUGUGCUUGAUUCAACGUGCUGAGAAUGCAACGACUGAGAAUAUUCAUAGGCUUGAAUUAUGCGAUGAGAAUAAUCAUGAAAUAUUGCAUUGUGGGAAAAAAAAGUUUCAGCUCGGGACGUGUGCUUCAAUCUACUUCCUGUAGUCAUCCCCUGCAUGAUGUCAUCAUUGACUAUUAUCAUCAUUGAUAUCAUCAUUGUUGUGUGAGAGCUGAGUUUCAGGUCCACGCUGCAUGGAUCGGCUUUGACGCGCAGGUGGAGAAAGCUUCGAAACCAGAAUGAGAAAGGGAAACCUUCCCUUACCUCUUCUUGCGUGUAGCGCCACCUAUCGCUCGUUGCCUUGGAGAGUCGCUGCGUGCUGGUGACAGAAGCAUGGCAUUAUUAGUUCCAGUUUCCACAUCACUAAUCACACAUUUAGAGUCAAUACUUCAACACAAUACUGAUGAAAGAUAAACGUAAACGAGUGCCAGAAGUGGCACAAUGGCGAAUUGGACAUGUGUUAGCAUUGAUGCUACAACUUACAUAUUUGAAACAUUUUCUAAGUUAGCCUUACUGCGUGUGUCUGUAGCUUUAAUGCUAAUGAGCUGUUUGUUCUUAACCCUACACGUGUCCAACAUAUCACGCAAAACUGCAUGCCGGCAUUACAUUUGACCACAAAAACGAAAUCAAAUGUACAGCUGCCAUGUCUGUAGCUGAUAGUGGAGCUCCAGGCUGCGUUUUAAGAUGUGUAGCAAAGCCUGCUUUUUUACAAAGGGAGGGUGGUAUAGGUUUGCACCAAUUGACGACAUUUUAGCAUCUUUGAUGUAUCCAAUGGGAUCCUUUAUCUUUUAUGUAUGGACAAAUUAUAGUAGUAUUUUAUAUUUCAUUAUAUAUGUUAAUUAAACUUGUUUUCCCCCCC